Molecule: messenger RNA, 1525 nt
Organism: Hevea brasiliensis (rubber tree)
Lineage: Eukaryota; Viridiplantae; Streptophyta; Magnoliopsida; Malpighiales; Euphorbiaceae
Product: LRR repeats and ubiquitin-like domain-containing protein At2g30105
Exons: 10
Coding region: 204-1319 (371 amino acids)
Molecular function (GO): protein binding
Source: RefSeq, a predicted model, not a curated record
UUCCUCUAAUUCACCCAAUAUAAUUAAAAAAAAAAACCUAAUAAAAUGCAUAAACGAUGCCAUUUUUGCGUAGAUUCAUUUCUAAAACACGUAUAAAAGGGAAUAGAAGAAGAAGAAGAAAGGAGAACAGAAGAAAAAGAGUCGCAAAUCGUCUGUGGUUAUUUGCUCCAUGAAAAGUUUCUGAGACCCAAAAAAAAAAAAAAAUGGAAGGUGAAGAUAUCAAUUGCAAUUCAAUAAGCAUAACUGUGAAGUUCAGCGGACGAUCCAUACCAAUCUCUGUUUCUCUGGACUCAACGAUCAAAGACUUCAAAUCUCUUCUUCAACCUCUCACCAAUGUUCUUCCUCGUGGCCAAAAGCUCAUCUUCAAAGGAAAGUUGUUGGUGGACUCCAUGACUUUGAAGGAAUCGGAGGUCACAAAUGGGGCUAAGGUCAUGCUCAUGUCCUCCCAGGGAUUGCAUCAAGGGGAUGGUCCCAUUUUAAAAGAUGCUAAAACCCGUCCCAUCUCAAGGGCUAAUCUUGCUAACAAAAUGGUGAAUCAAAAGACUGAAUUUUCUAUAGAUAAGAACUGUUUGGAUCGAUGGAAAGUCACAGGAGUUAUUGCUUUGGCUGAAUGCAACUUGAAGGUGCUACCUGAUCAAGUGUGGGCUUGUGGACCUUCUACAAGAGUCCUUGACAUCAGCAACAAUUUGAUUCAAGAUUUACCAACCAAAAUUGGCUGUAUGAGUUCUCUGCAGAAACUGUUCCUGAAUGGAAAUAGCAUGUCAGAUGAAUCUAUUUAUUGGGAAGGCCUAACAUCUCUAAAGCAUCUAACAGUUCUAUCUUUGAGCCAAAACCAUUUAACGGUGUUGCCUUCUGAAUUGGGUGCUCUGAGUUCCUUGAAGCAUCUUAAUAUCUCAAACAACAAGUUGAAUUGCCUCCCAGUUGAAAUUGGACUCCUCAUUCAGCUGGAGGUUUUGAAAGCCAACAAUAACAGGAUGUGCACCAUUCCAACAUCUAUAGGGGAGUGUAAUUCCCUUGUUGAGGUUAAUCUUUCAUCAAAUCUUCUGACAGAAUUGCCGGAGUCAUUUGGCAAUUUGCAUAAUUUGAAGGCUUUGUACCUAGGUAAUAAUGGGUUAAAGUCUCUUCCUUCUGGAUUAUUCAAGAUGUGCCUGCAACUCUCAACACUUGAUCUCCAUAACGCAGAAAUCACGAUGGAUAUUCUUCGUCAGUUUGAAGGAUGGGAAGAUUUUGAUGAACGCCGUCGCUCAAAGCAUCAGAAGCAACUGGAUUUCCGAGCUGUGAGCUCUGCUGAAUUUGAUGAAGGUGCUGAUAAAAAUUGAUGAUCUGGUUCUGGGGUUACAUUUGGCACUAGAACAAAUUAUUGGCUCAAGAUUGUUUUCUUAUACAUGGCACAAUUUUGUUCUAGAUCCUGAUGAAAAUUGAUUAUGCUUUGAUUGAGUUGCGAGUAGCGUGUAUGCUGAUGGUGUCCAAUUACCCGAAUUGUUCAAGUCACAUUGUUUAGCAAUAUGUGACUAAUUUCUUGUCA